Messenger RNA from Vigna umbellata (rice bean), 691 nucleotides. RefSeq lists its product as uncharacterized. Lineage: Eukaryota; Viridiplantae; Streptophyta; Magnoliopsida; Fabales; Fabaceae. The record is from RefSeq and is a predicted model, not a curated record.
ACUCACAGGUUAUUCAGCUUCACACUCCUUGCGAUUUGUAUUGAGUGAAGAAAAAAGAAGAGAGGUUCCGUUCUGUAUCUUUGUUGUAGCGGUGAAUUGAUAGCCAUGGCUUCCUCCUCAGCUUCUCCGACACCGGGCACCGCCGCUGGAAACUCGAAGAAAGGGUUAGGGUUUUUGUCUCACGCGGUGAAACGGAAGGACAGUUUCAUUCAAUUCUUCGCAAUGACGGGAAUCCUUCUCCUCAGCAUGCGAUCUUUAGGGCAGAAAUACAAAAUCCACAACCUCCAAGAAGAUAUCCACGUCCUCAGGGACGAGAACGCUUCUCUCUCCGACCGCAUCAAAAACAUCAAGCGCGACCUCCUUCGAGAAGCUUCUCUUGACUCCUCCGGCCUCUUUGCUUCUCGCCUUCGCUGCCUCUUUUCCGCAGAAUGAUUGUCCGUAAGUUUUUGCUACUGUUUUUGAUCUCUCAACAAACAAUUUCAACUGUUACCGUGCUCUCUUGUAACGAAAUUAGACUUGUCAACAAUAAUAGCCUUUGAAGGUGCCUGUUGCUUUUUAGGAAUAUACUGCUAUGCUUGUCCUAUGGUAGUGAUUAUUGUUGAGGAUUUCAAGUGUUUGCUCUUAGAGAUUCAUAUUAAAUACAGUGUACUGUGAGAGUGAAUAAUGAAUAGAAGGGAUAGACGAUUCUUCA